AAUGAGUUCUUCAUCGACGACGACGACGACRAAAAAGUCUGAUACAAAAGACACCAAAAAAUAUGAUAAUAUGUUUCGUAUUUUUGCUAAAGAAGGCAACGAAGGGUUUGGUAUCAAAGAGUUGUCUGAUGUCGUGCAAUACUACGGUAUUGAGACCAACGAUCGUGAGCUCCGGGAGAUGAUGUUUGAGUUGGAUUCAUUUGGUACCGACACUGUGACAUUCAAUCAAUUUGUCAAAUUGGCGACAAAGAAGAUGAAAGACUCGGAAGCAGAGGAAGACUUGAGAAAUGCGUUCCGUGUUUUGGAUAAAGAGGGCAACGGAUUCAUAUCAAUCGAUGAAUUCAAACAAACAAUGAGUGAGAGGUUGAGUACUGAAGAAAUUAAUGAACUGAUACUUGAAGUGGAUUUGGGAGACAAUCGUGAAAUCAAUUACGAAGAACUCAUCACUGUUUGGGUAUCGGUUUCCAAAUAG
This is a messenger RNA of Oppia nitens, 472 nucleotides long. RefSeq lists its product as uncharacterized. The record is from RefSeq and is a predicted model, not a curated record. The transcript has a single exon. Lineage: Eukaryota; Metazoa; Arthropoda; Arachnida; Sarcoptiformes; Oppiidae. Gene Ontology annotation, cellular component: cytoplasm. The coding region runs from base 2 to 472 and encodes 156 amino acids. Gene Ontology annotation, molecular function: calcium ion binding.